Mus caroli (Ryukyu mouse) is the source of this 2127-nucleotide messenger RNA. The record is from RefSeq and is a predicted model, not a curated record. Lineage: Eukaryota; Metazoa; Chordata; Mammalia; Rodentia; Muridae.
UGUCACUCAUGCCUCACUAGCCAAUCACGAUCUCCAGGUGGAUCCGCUAGCCAGAAUGGGGAGAGCACUUCCGUUCCCCAAUACUAAAGGUUCGGGCUCGGGUCUGAGGGAGGCUCUUGUGGUUCCGUAUCCUGGUCUGCCACCCGCUGCCGGGAGCUGUGAGGAGAGCGGGGCGAGCUCGGGCUCCACGCCAUGGAUGCAGUGACCUAUGAGGAUGUGCAUGUGAACUUCUCUCGGGAAGAGUGGGCUUUGCUGGAUCCUUCUCAGAAGAGUCUCUACAAGGAUGUGAUGCUGGAAACCUACUGGAACCUUACUUGUAUAGGCUACAAAUGGAACAACCACGAUAAUGAAGAAUAUUGUCAAAGUUCUGGAAGACAUGGAAGGUGUAUCAACUGUCCCUCUGCAUAUGGAAAGAAGCAGUGUACCAAUCUCUUUCCUAUAACAAUUAGAAGAUACGUAGUCACCCCCUUUAUGAGAAGAGGAGGUGAAUGUGAUACAAGUUUACAAGUCCUUGGUUUUCCAACUUCAGUGGGAAUACAUCAAAAUACUGACACUGGAGAAAAGCCCUCUGCGGACAAGGAAAGUGGAAAGCCUCCUGUCUGUCCUGGUUCACUUUGCACAUGUAGUGUGACUCACACUAUAGGAAAAUGUUAUGAAUGCAGUCAGUGUGGUAAAGCUCUCAGUUCUUCUUGUUUUCUUCAGAGACAUGACCAAACUCAUAUGGGAAAAGGAAGUGAUAAAUGUGAGCCAAGUAGUAAAAGCUUAACCCAUCCCAGGUAUCUUCAAAUACAGAAGACGGCCUAUAAUGAAGAGGACCUCUAUGUGUGGAAUCAAUAUGGUAAAUCCUCUUUACAGCCACACCGAAGAACUCAUUUGGAAAUGAAAUACUCUGAAUGUAAUCAAGGGGAUAAAUCCUUUGCAUUUUACAAUCAUCAUCAAGUAGGUAGAACUAAUACUACAGAAAAAAAUUAUGAAUAUAACCAAUGGGGUAAAGCUUUUUCGUAUUCCAGUUAUCUUCAAGUUCAUGAAACAAUUCAUACUGGAAAGAGUCCCUAUGAAUGUAAUCAAUGUGGGAAAACCUUUGCAUAUAAAAGUCAUUUUCACAAGCAUGAAAGAAUUCAUACUGGAGAGAAACCCUAUGAAUGUAAUCGAUGUGGUAAAGCCUUUUCAUCUAACAGUAAUCUUCAAAGGCAUGAAAGAAUUCAUACUGGAGAAAAACCCUAUGAAUGUAGUCAGUGUGGUAAAGCCUUUGCAUAUCGCAAUAGUCUUCAUAUUCAUGAAAGAAAUCAUACUGGAGAGAAACCUUAUAAAUGUUAUCAGUGUGGGAAAGACUUUGCAAGUAACAGCAAUCUUCAAAUACACAGAAGAGUUCAUAGUGGAGAGAAACCCUAUAAAUGUUAUGAAUGUGGUAAACAUUUUUCAUGUAACAGUCACCUUCAAAUGCAUGAAAGAAUCCAUACUGGAGAGAAACCCUAUAAAUGUAAUCAGUGUGGGAAAACCUUUGCAUAUAGCAGUAGUUUUCACAUGCAUGAAAGAACUCAUACUGGUGAGAAACCUUAUGAAUGUAAUCAGUGUGGUAAAGCCUUUGCAUAUUGCUGCCAUCUUCAAAGGCAUGAAAGGUGUCACACUGGAGAAAAACCCUAUGAAUGUAAUCAGUGUGGUAAAGCCUUUGCAUAUCUCAGUAGUCUUCACAAGCAUGAAAGAAAUCAUACUGGAGAGAAACUCUUUGAAUGUAAUCAAUGUGGCAAAGUCUUUGCAUGUCUCAGUACUCUUCAAGAGCACAAAAGAAUUCAUACUGACAAAAAAAAUCCCCAAGGAAACUAAUAAAUGAGGAAUAGUCUUGGGUACCACACUCAUUUUCCCCACUGAGCUCUCUCACUAGUGUUUAAGAAUAGUAGAACUAUUCCAUCAUUAACAUAUUGUAGGCGUAUUGUCAUCUAAAAAUACAUGAACACAGGUCAAUUUGAAUAAUCUACUUUCAAUUCAAAAUGACAUUUAUGCUGUCAUUUAUUAUCUUUUGUAUUUUAUUAGUUUAUUCUGAGGCCUAAAACUUGUUCUUACCAUUUUCUCAGAAACACAAAUGAAAGCCAGAGAAUUGUAACAGGGAAUAAAGAUGGUUGCUGCUAA